Meriones unguiculatus (Mongolian gerbil) is the source of this 1691-nucleotide messenger RNA. RefSeq names its product alpha-1-antitrypsin 1-6-like. Bases 579 to 1691 code for a protein of 370 amino acids. Gene Ontology annotation, biological process: negative regulation of endopeptidase activity. The transcript has 4 exons. Gene Ontology annotation, molecular function: serine-type endopeptidase inhibitor activity. The record is from RefSeq and is a predicted model, not a curated record. Lineage: Eukaryota; Metazoa; Chordata; Mammalia; Rodentia; Muridae.
ACCUACAAACUGCUCUCUACAUCAUAUCCAGGUAUAAAUACCCAUGUCUGUAUUUAUGUUACAAAUACCCUCCAGGUUUCUGUUUUUAAAAUGAGGCUCAGAAAUUGAUCUCUAUUAAAAGCACCUCUGGAUUCUAGGGACACAGAUCUUGGUCAAACAGUGAAGUUUCUCUUGCUUGGAUUGUUGCAGAUGGGAGCUGAGUAGGAUCCAGUCAGCCUUCUGUAGGACAAGGUCCUGCCACAGUCCCAGAUCAUGGACUCUGAAUGAACUCUUUAAUAACUCUGGGCUAUUUUGUCCUCACCAAGGAAUGGAAGACUGUGUAGUUCCUCUAUGGGACUGAGGCAGGAAAGCAAAAUACUCUUACAUAUCAGAGAAGUGCAGACCAGAUAGACAUGACCUGCCCUGAGAGUUAUCACUGACUCUUUCUAUUAUAAGGCUGUAGGAAGUGCCUGCCCCAGAAGAGCACACAACACAGGUGUAGGAAACUGUGAUUGCUUUUACAUGUGUCAAUCAUUGGUUAGUGAAAGUUACCAUGGCUCUGACUUGGGGAUGUGUGCCUUUCUCUGUCUUGCAGGAUAAUGAAACCCUUUUUCUCCCAUGGACUCCUCUUGCUAGCUGUCCUUUGCUGUCUGCUUCCCAGAACCAAGACAGACUAUCAGGAAGAACUUGAUAAUAAACCAGACAUUGAUAUCCUCCACUGCCAGAGGGAAAACUCCCAGUGCCAGAAGGAACUUUUCAAGUGCCGGAAGGUAGCUAUGACCAUCAGCAAUGUCUCCAUUUCUUUGUUCAAAGAGAUGGCCCAACAGUCGAAAUAUGGAAACAUUUUAUUCUCCCCAAUUAGAGUUGUUGCUGCUAUUUCAAUGCUCGCCCUGGGAGCCAAAGAUAACAAUAGGCAACAUAUCCUGGAGGGCCUGAGCCUCAACAAAACAGGCUUGACCGAAGCUGAGAUCCACAAGUGUUUCUGGUAUCUGCUCCAUUCAGUCAAGCCGCGUACAGCACAAGCCCAAAUAAGAAGUGGUAGCAGCAUAUUCAUCGACAAGGCCCUGAACAAGGUAGAAAAAUUUGUGAAAGGAUCCAAGGACCUAUACCACUCUGACGUAAUCCCCAUCGACCUCACAGACAGCAGGGUGGCCAAGAUCCAAAUCAACAAUUAUAUGAGGAAGGAAACUAACAAGAAGAUAGUGGAUGCAGUCAAGAGUCUGGAGAAAGAUACAUUCCUUGCCCUGGUGAACUACAUUGACUUUAAUGGUAAGGCCAUGUUCUACUUCAUCUUACCUGACAAAGGGAAGAUGCGCAUGGCAGAAGAGAGGCUGAACUAUCCACACUUCCGCCGGAUGAAGCAAUAUAACAGCCUAAGGAUGGUCAAUGUGCACAUACCAGAAUUCUCAAUAUCUGAAACCCAUAAUCUGGAGUCAGUGUUGAACCUACUAGGAAUCAACUAUGAUUUCAACAAUGAAGCCAGCAGUUCAGUGCUCAAAGAUGACACACUUCGUAAGUCCUUCAAGGUGAUAAGUAAGGCCACACUGACCUUCGAUGACAAGGAGAUAGAACCUGUUCCGAAUUAUUGCGAUAACGAAGAGUGGGCUAGUAUUUCAGUUUUCCAGUUAAACAGACCCUUCUUUAUCUUCAUUGAGCAUAUUGGAAAUGGGGCCCCCCUCUUUCUUGGCAGGGUGGUAAAUCCAAAAAACUAA